Molecule: messenger RNA, 810 nt
Organism: Huiozyma naganishii CBS 8797
Lineage: Eukaryota; Fungi; Ascomycota; Saccharomycetes; Saccharomycetales; Saccharomycetaceae
Gene: ELP6
Product: Elongator subunit ELP6
Exons: 1
Coding region: 1-810 (269 amino acids)
Biological process (GO): tRNA wobble uridine modification
Cellular component (GO): elongator holoenzyme complex
Source: RefSeq, a predicted model, not a curated record
AUGCCUGCUGUUCAGAGACAGGAGCUGGUGCUGUACAGCGACCACUCCGUGUUCGGAGACGUGUUGCUCGACGGGUCGCACCGGCGGCUCGCGUGCGUGACCGCGACGAUGGCCGCGCAGCCACUGUGGUUGCUCGCACAGCUCGUCGAGGCGGCCACAUCUGUAAACCGCGGCGGCGGCGGCUCAGCCGCCGCCUCCAGUGUCGUUGUUGCGUCGUUCGCACACGAUGCCACACACUUCCAAGCAGCGUUGCAGCGUGCGAAGGUCCCCCCCACAAGCUGCCUCGUCGUCGACUGGCUCACUGAUUUCGUCGUGGGGGCCGCUGCACCAUCGAGGGUUGCCGAGCGCGGUGGGCGCAUCAAGUGGCUACACGCGCUGCUUGAGGAGAUUCCCCCAGUUGCCCCUGUUUCUGGUGACGACCAUCGCUCAAUGGUCCUCCUGGAACAACCAGAGGUCUUGCUGUCCCUCAUAGAGGGGCUCACCGCGGACGAGCUGCUCCACCACUUCAUUCUGCCCUUGCAGAGACGCUGCGGGCUGCUCGUCGUCUGUUCCGCAGUGGACCCAGCCGGGGAGUCCCCCGAGGGACCACACGCGGUCGAAUGGCGCAGGUUCGUCACGUCGUUACUGUACAUGUCCACUAUAAACUUGCAAUUGCAGCCGCUGGCUACGGGCCACGCGAGGGACGUCACGGGCGUCCUGCACGUCACUAAGGGCGCCAUGGCCCCGGCAGACGGUGUCAAGACACACUGCGUCGAGGCGUCCCUCUUCUACCUCACAGAGAAGGACUCAACAAAGUUGUUCUACAAUUAA